AUGGCGUAUUAUGCUGCUCUUGCCUCUCUUGUGAACUUACUCGAAGAUAUAAUCCUUCAUGAUCAAUAUCCAAACUUUCUACUUGGAAAACAACCAAUCAUAAAAUCACUUCUCGAAAAGUUCAGCCUUCUCGAAGCAUCAUUACAAGAUUAUUCAUCCAAAGGGGACGAAGCCGGUGAUUGCGUGGAAGCUCGCAUAAAAGACGUGGCGUAUCGAGCACAGGAUGUUAUUGAAUCUGAGAUCUCAAAUCAGAUUGAUUUCAAACCAAAUGCAAUGGUAAAAAUAUUAUUAUACCCUCUGAUUUCUGGUUGCCAAAUUGUUUUGCAACGUCUAAGAGCAAAGAAAUGCGAAGAAGAGCUGCGUGAGGUGGAGCGACAAGUUGAUUCUAUUGUGGAGGAGGUGAAGAAGGCUGUCAUCGAGGGAAGGCGCCAGACAAGUGAAGAUUUCCAGCUAAGUCGAUAUUCUACUAGUUCUGGUGUUGCCAUACUACCGGCGGAUCCGACUCCAGGAAAUGAGGUUAUCGAGGGAUUCAAUAAAUAUCUAACCACACUUAAAGAUCAGCUCUGUCGACAUUCAUCCCAACUUCAAGUCAUUCCUAUUGUUGGAAUGGGUGGAAUAGGCAAGACCACUUUGGCGAGAGCUGCAUUUGAUGAUCAGCUAUCUGUGUAUCACUUUGAUCAUCGUGCUUGGGUAGCCGUUUCUCAAGAUUAUUGUGUAUGUGGGGUUCUUUGUAGCAUCUUAAAAUCGAUGCAUGUUAACUAUGAUGAGUUGUGCGAAAAGGACGAGGGGUUGUUAAAGGAGCGUAUAUACAAACAUUUAAUAGGUCACAGAUACCUUGUUGUAAUAGACGAUGUCUGGAGUCCAAAACUUUGGGAUGACAUAAAGCAUGCAUUCCCAGAAACCUCCAUUGGAAGUCGCAUUUUGUUAACCACAAGGUUGCUGGAUGUGGCCUAUUAUGUUUGCAGCUCCGAUUUUCUACAUGAGAUGCAACUGUUAGAUGUAAAUGCAAGCUGGAUUUUACUUCGGAGGAAGGUCUUUGGGGGAAAACGUUGCCCUCAAAAUUUGAAAAAGAUUGGGAAGCUUAUAGCAAGUAAAUGUCAAGGGCUUCCACUUGCAAUUGUUAUAAUCGCAGGUGUCCUUGUAGAUGUCCAAACACCGCAACAUUGGGAAGAGGUUUCACGGAAUGUGGGCUCUUUCUUGAGUAAAUCCGGAGAUGAACAAUUUUCCAAUAUUCUAUCUCUGAGCUACAAUAACUUAUCUCAUUUGCUCAAAGCUUGCUUAUUAUACAUUGGAAGUUUUCCGGAAGAUUAUGGUAUCAAUGUACGUAAGCUUACAUGGUUGUGGAUUGCGGAGGGGUUCUUGAAGUCGACUCAAAGAUUCCAAACACUAGAACAAGUGGCUGAGGAAUGCUUGGAGGAUCUUGUCAGAAGAAACCUUAUUAUCAUCACAAUGAAAGGUGCUAAUGGUAAAUUCAAGAGAUGUAUGAUGCACGAUCUUUUGAGAGAUUUCUGUCGACAAAGAGCUGUACAUGAAGGUUUCUUUCAUGGAUUGGACAUGGAAGAGUUUCUAAGUAGCCAGGUCAAUAAAUCUAAAGGUUUGCUUCCUCAUUCCAAGCCAGGGGAGGUAUAUGGUUCUCGUAGACUCAUCCGUACAAUUCUAUGGUUUGGAAGAUCGAACAUUGAGAAUGCUCGUGCCUUGGAAUGUCAUAACUUCAGAUUGUUGAAAACUGUGGAUUUGUCCAAUGCGAAGUUUUGUUGCGACCUACGGGUAUUCUCGAGGAUGUUUCAUCUCAAGUACAUCGCUCUGAAACCCGAGAGACAUGAACUCCUUGGUUCGCAUAUUUUCAAGCUAAAGAAUCUCCAAACCAUGGUUAUAUAUCAGCCUACUACUCCUACGUUCCUCUACUUCAAAAUACCAUCUGAUAUUUGGCAGAUGGUCCGACUAAGGCAUCUUAUAAUACCUAUCAGGACGACGCUACCGGCUUUUCCAAUGGAUGGAGACCCGCCUCUCCGGAUGCUAGAAAAUCUGCAAACGCUCAAGACACUACAGAAUUUCAUAUUCACCAAAAAGGCCGUAGAAAUGAUUCCCAACCUAAGAACAUUGGAGAUACACAUCUAUGGCGGAUCCGAUGGAAUCUGGGAGAACUAUUGCCUCCACAAUCUAAUACAUCUGCGCCGACUUGAGAAGCUGAACAUGGCAUUCACGAUUCCAUCUUGUAUUUCCAUAGGAGAUAGCUUUAUCUUUCCACAUAAUCUUAAGAAGCUAUCGUUGUCUGGCUGCCGACUCCAUUGGAUUGAUAUGAAAGCAGUCGGCUCGCUUCCCAAUCUCCAAGUGCUCAGGCUACGAAAGGGUUCAUUUGUGGGAGAAGAGUGGGAACCGAUUGAAGGGCAGUUUCUGCAGCUCAAGUUCUUACUCAUGGAGUUCUUAGAAAUAAAGCAGUGGAGAGCAGAGAGCACACACUUCCCACGCCUUCAACGCCUCAUAAUCAACUGGUGUCGAUAUUUAGAGAAGAUCCCAAUGGAACUUGGGGAGAUUCUGCCUCUCGAAUUCAUUUAUGCUUAUGGUAGCAGAAGGUCCCUAGGAGAUUCCGUAAAGCUUAUUCUAGAAGAACAACGAAGCCUGGGCAACGAUGUGCUACGAGUGCUUGUUCGUGGAUGUUUUUAUUAG
Messenger RNA from Andrographis paniculata, 2667 nucleotides. Its product is annotated as putative late blight resistance protein homolog R1B-17. The transcript has a single exon. Gene Ontology annotation, molecular function: ADP binding. NCBI's taxonomy places the organism in Eukaryota, Viridiplantae, Streptophyta, Magnoliopsida, Lamiales, Acanthaceae. Gene Ontology annotation, biological process: defense response to other organism. The record is from RefSeq and is a predicted model, not a curated record. Bases 1 to 2667 code for a protein of 888 amino acids.